AUGCUUCUAAAUAUGUUCUUCUCUCAGGACAAUCACAUCAAAACCUCGAAGUACAACAUCUUCACCUUCCUGCCCGUCAACUUGUUUGAACAGUUUCAAAGGGUGGCAAAUGCAUACUUUGUAGUAUUGUUGAUCCUUCAGCUAAUUCCAGAGAUCUCCUCCCUGUCCUGGUUCACAACCAUCGUGCCUUUGGUUUUGGUGCUGGUAAUCACUGCUGUCAAGGAUGCCACAGAUGACUAUUUCAGACACAAGAGUGACCAGCAAGUCAAUAACCGCCGGUCUCAGGUUCUCCUCAGGGGAAGUUUGCAGAAUGAGAAAUGGAUGAACGUUCGCGUGGGAGAUAUCAUUAAACUUGAAAAUAAUCAGUUUGUGGCUAAUGUUUCAUAUGUGAUGUGCACACAGGCAGACAUCCUCCUCCUCUGCAGCAGUGAGCCGUACGGGCUGUGCUAUAUCGAGACUGCAGAGCUGGAUGGCGAGACAAAUCUAAAAGUCCGUCAGGCUUUAAGUGUCACCUCAGAUUUGGGAGAUGUUUCAAAACUAGCGGACUUUGAUGGAAAAGUGAUUUGUGAACCACCAAACAACAAGUUGGAUAAAUUUACAGGAACGCUAUACUGGAGAGACAAUAAAUACUCACUGGAUAAUGAAAAAAUGCUUUUGCGAGGGUGUGUUCUCAGGAACACUGAGUGGUGCUUUGGAAUGGUCAUCUUUGCUGGACUGCAAACCAAACUGAUGCAGAACUGUGGGAAGUCUAAAUUUAAAAGGACUAGUAUUGAUAAACUCAUGAACACACUGGUUUUGUGGAUCUUUGCUUUCCUCGUAUGUAUGGGAGUUAUUUUGGCGAUUGGAAACACUGUCUGGGAGACUUGGGUUGGCAAAAAGUUUGAAGUGUUCUUGCCCUGGAAUGAGUUUCAGAGCAGUGCUGUUUUGUCUGGCUUCCUCACUUUCUGGUCCUACAUCAUCAUCCUCAACACAGUAGUGCCCAUCUCACUGUAUGUCAGUGUGGAGUUUCUGCGUCUUGGUCACAGUUUCUUCAUUAACUGGGACCAGAAGAUGUACCACGGUCCGACGGACACUCCCGCCGAAACCCGCACCACCACCCUGAAUGAGGAGCUCGGUCAGGUGGAGUUCAUCUUCUCCGACAAGACCGGCACCCUCACCCAGAACAUCAUGGCCUUCAGCAAGUGUUCCAUUAACGGGCAAACAUAUGGUGAUGUCUAUGAUGAAUUUGACCAGAAAGUAGAUAUUACAGAGAAAACAGCAUGCGUGGACUUCUCGUUCAACCCUCUCAGUGACAGAACUUUUAAGUUUUACGACGGGAGCCUGGUCGAAGCCAUUAAGCUAGAGGUUCCUGCCGUGCAGGAGUUCUUCAGGCUACUGGCUUUGUGCCACACUGUCAUGCCAGAGGAAAAGAGUGAGGGGAAUUUGGUGUACCUGGCUCAGUCUCCUGAUGAGGGGGCACUGGUCACCGCCGCGCGAAACUUCGGGUUUGUCUUCCGGGCCCGAACCCCAGAAACCGUCACGCUGUGGGAGAUGGGAAGAGCUGUCACCUACCAGCUGCUGGCCAUUCUGGACUUCAACAACGUGCGCAAGAGAAUGAGUGUCAUUGUAAGAAAUCCACAGGGCCAGAUCAAACUGUACUGCAAAGGAGCAGACACAAUUAUAUUUGACCGUCUGGAUCCAUCCAAUGAAGACCUCAUGAACACUACCUCAGAACACCUAAAUGAGUUUGCAGGAGAAGGGCUCCGAACACUCGCUCUGGCCUACAAAGACCUUGAUGUAGACUAUUUUGAAGUCUGGAUGAAGAAGCUUUUGUUUGUGAGCACUGUGAUCGAUAACCGUGAAGAUCAGCUGGCUCUUCUGUACGAGGAGAUUGAGCAGGGAAUGAAGCUUCUAGGAGCCACAGCAAUUGAGGACAAACUUCAGGAGGGAGUACCAGAAACAAUCGCCCGUCUGAAUUUAGCAGACAUCAAGAUCUGGGUCCUAACAGGGGACAAACUAGAGACAGCAAUGAACAUCGGGUACUCCUGCAACAUGCUGCGAGAUGACAUGAAUGAGGUGUUCGUUGUCUCUGGCCACACCAUGCUGAACGUGCAGCAGCAGCUCAGGAGCGCCAAGGAGCUCAUCCUUGGCCUUAGUCGAGUUAGCAGCGCAGGGGAAGUGAAUAAGACUGAAAUGGUUGCAGAUGAUUCAGUGUUUGAGGAAACCAUUGUUGCAGAGUAUGCCUUGGUCAUCAAUGGACACAGUCUGGCUCAUGCUCUGGAGCCCCAGCUGGAGCACUUGUUGCUGGAUCUGGCCUGUUUGUGUAAAACAGUCAUCUGCUGUCGGGUGACUCCGAUGCAAAAAGCUCAGGUGGUGGAGCUGGUGAGGACGCACAAGAGGGCUGUCACCCUGGCUGUCGGAGACGGGGCCAAUGAUGUCAGCAUGAUAAAGACUGCUCAUAUUGGUGUUGGAAUAAGUGGACAAGAGGGGAUGCAGGCUGUUCUAGCUUCAGAUUACUCUUUUGCUCAGUUCCGCCACCUGCAGAGGCUCCUGCUGGUGCAUGGACGCUGGUCUUACUUCCGGAUGUGUAAUUUCUUGGCCUACUUUUUCUACAAGAACUUUGCCUUCACCCUUGUUCACUUCUGGUACGGCUUCUUUUGUGGUUUCUCAGCACAGACUGUGUAUGACCAGUGGUUCAUAACCCUCUUCAAUAUUAUUUAUACAUCUUUACCAGUUCUGGCAAUGGGACUUUUUGAUCAGGACGUCAAUGACCAGAACAGCCUUCGCUAUCCAGGCUUGUACAAACCGGGCCAACAGAACCUUCUCUUCAACAAACGGCAGUUUUUCUUGUGCGCACUGCAGGGAAUGACUACAUCAUUCUUGCUCUUUUUCAUUCCCUAUGGUGCCUUCUCUGUUAUGGAGAAAGAGGACGGCUCCCACUUUUCUGACCAACAAGCAUUUGCUGUCACCAUAGCAACCUCCUUGGUUAUUGUUGUGAGUAUUCAGAUUGGACUUGAUACACACUACUGGACGGCUGUCAAUCAUCUCUUUGUCUGGGGGAGUCUGAUUGUGUACUUUGCCAUACUGUUUGGGAUGCAAAGUGAUGGCUUAUUUGGCCUUUUUCCAAGUCAUUUCCCAUUUAUCGGCACGGCCCGUAACUGCCUCUCAGAGAAAAGUGUAUGGUUGGUCAUUCUUCUCACCACUGUGGUGUGUGUUAUGCCAGGUUUAGUCAUAAGCCUUUUGAGAGUGGAUCUCUUCCCAACUCUAACAGACAAGGUCCGUUGUCUCCAGCAGUCCAGGAAGAAGCAAGGACCUCAGGGGCAGAAUCUGAGGCGAGUGCGCCGGACCAGCUCUCGCCGCUCUGCCUAUGCCUUCUCCCACCAACAGGGCUACGGAGAGCUGAUUACCUCGGGCAAAAACAUGAGGAUGAGCACAGUAUCUUCUGCUUGCUCCCCUGAAAGAACAGCGCAUGGCUCCAACUGGAUAGAAAAUAUGUUAAAGAGAAAGAACGAAGUGUCUUGCGUGUCCCAGGAAAUAGCAGGUGCACCCGGAAGCCUCUCCAGAACAAUAGAGACCGUCAACUCUUGA
This is a messenger RNA of Menidia menidia (Atlantic silverside), 3567 nucleotides long. The record is from the annotation of a GenBank genome assembly. Lineage: Eukaryota; Metazoa; Chordata; Actinopteri; Atheriniformes; Atherinopsidae.